Prorocentrum cordatum is the source of this 1209-nucleotide messenger RNA. The record is from the annotation of a GenBank genome assembly. NCBI's taxonomy places the organism in Eukaryota, Dinophyceae, Prorocentrales, Prorocentraceae.
AUGGUCGGCGGCAUCCUGCUCUCCAGUGUUGGUAAUGACCUGCUCCGUUCGGCCGCGCUGUUGAACUUGAAGCUCAGCGUCCAGUCCUGCACGUACUGGCCCUCUGUGUUCGUGAGGAUGUUGAAUUUGAAGUUCAGCGUCCAGUCGUUCAGGGUGCGCGGCGCCCGCGCUCCGGAGCACGGCCAUGGCGGCCUGGCGGUGUGCGGGGUGAAGGACCCCGCCAUCGUCUCGAUCAACCAGCGGCCACAGGGCAAGGCCGCGGACCGGGGGAUGCCUCGCUCCGCGGGCGGGGGGGGUAAGGGUUCUACCUCCGUGCCCUGGAACAAGGCCGCGGAGGAGGGGCGCCAGAAAGGCGGCAGCGGCGAUGCUCCUGGAGGCAGCAAGGGCGGCGACAAGGGCGGAGGCAAGGGGGGCGGCGGCAAGGGCGCCAGCCGCGACUCAGGCUACGGCAACUACAAUAGUGGCGGUGGCAACUGGAGUGGUGGUGGUGGCAGCCAGUGGUGGGACCGCGGCGGCAACAACAGCUGGAGUGGUGGCUGGGGCGGCUGGAGCGGAGGCUGGGGCGGCGGCGGCGGCGGCAGGGGGGACUCCGGCAAGGGCGGCAAGGCCGACUCCGGGAAGGGCAAGGCGGCCGACUCCGGGAAGGGCGCCAAGGGCAAGGAGUCGAAGGGCAAGGGCCCCGCCGAUUCCAAGGGCGGCAAGGCUGGCGGCGGCAAGGCCGGAGGCAAGACCGACUCUGGGAAAGGAAAGGGCGGCGACAGCAAGGGCGCCAAGGGCAAAGGCGGCGACUCAGGUGGCCGACGUGGCGGCAAGGGCGGCGGAGGAGGAGGAGGCGGCGGGAACAGCACGGGUAUUUCGGUCGGCGAGCUCCAGCCUGAGGAGAACGCGGCGGUCAAGAGAGAGUGUGCGGAGGAGUUCGACGUGGCAGGAGCGAACGACAAGUUCGAGAAGGCGACCUCCAGCCAACGUGUCGAAGACAAGAUGAAGCCACUGGCUGGUUACGACAAGUCGAAGUCGUUCUUUGACAACAUCUCCUGCGAGGCCUCCGAGCGGGCGGCCGACUCCGAGCGGGUCAAGAUGGACCGAGACAAGGCCCGCCAGUUCGACAAGGAGACCUUCGGCGACACCCAGCGGCCCCCGAGGCCGUCCGGCGGCCGCCCCAGCAAGGGCCGCCGGCGCGGCGGGGGUCCGCGGGGCUACCGCUCCUGA